AGCACGCUGUACGUGUUGGUAAUGGUCCAGUGCGCCAACCUCUCUUGGGCUGCUUAAGGCUGUGUUACUUGAGCCGUUGGGCUCCCAGGCACACUCCAAUUUCUGGCUAUAAAUAUCAAAACAGUAGCUCUUCCUCCUUCGGCUUUCACAUUCCUAUCGCUACGUACUACAUACUUAACGAUACAGUGAGAUAGAGUAACAUGGACGUUCGCCGGCGUCCCAGCGCAACCUCCGGCGAAGAAGCACUUCUUAAGUUGGGGGAGCCCCUGAAAGUGAAAGCCUCAGAUGCUGAUCUUCCUCUUCCCCUCUACCUGACCAACGGAAUCUUCUUCGCCCUCUUCUUCUCCGUGGCAUACUUCCUCCUCCACAGAUGGCGCGACAAGAUCCGUACUUGCUCUCCACUCCAUGUCUUAACCCUCUCCGAGAUCGCUGCCUUAGUUUCCUUGGUUGCCUCAAUCAUCUAUCUACUUGGUUUCUUUGGCAUUGAUUUCGUUCAGUCCUUCAUUUUCCGCACUUCCCACAACGAUGCUUGUGAGAUCGACGUCCAAGAAGAUGCAACGUCUUGUACCUCUGCUAUUGACUGCUCCAUUGAGUCCAAGCCCCCUCCUCCUGUAAGUCCUCCUAUCCCCCAAGAAGAAGACGAGGAGGAGCAAAUCAUCCAAUCAGUAGUUUCCGGCUCCAUUCCGUCAUAUUCUCUGGAGUCAAAGCUUGGGGAUUGCAAGAAAGCAGCCAUGAUAAGACGAGAGGCAAUGCAGAGGAUGACGGGAAGGUCGCUCCAAGGACUUCCCCUUCAUGGCUUCGAUUAUGACUCCAUACUGGGACAGUGCUGUGAGAUGCCUGUAGGGUACGUGCAGAUCCCGGUGGGGAUAGCUGGGCCGCUGCUGCUUGAUGGAAAGGAAUACUGGGUACCGAUGGCAACCACGGAAGGGUGUCUGGUGGCUAGUACCAAUAGGGGGUGCAAGGCCAUUUACGCAUCAGGCGGUGCCAGCUCGGUCUUGUUCAAGGACGGAAUGACCAGGGCUCCUGUCGUUAGAUUUGCCUCCGCCAAGAGGGCAGCUGACUUGAAGCUCUUCUUGGAGGAUCCUGAAAAUUUCGAUGCUCUUGAUCUUGCUUUCAUCAGGUCGAGCAGAUUUGCUAGAUUACAAGGAGUAAAAUGUGGCAUAGCAGGCAAGAACUUGUACAUAAGGUUCAGCUGCAGCACAGGAGAUGCCAUGGGGAUGAAUAUGGUCUCCAAGGGUGUCCAAAACGUUCUUGAUUUUCUCCAUCACGAUUAUCCCGACAUGGAUGUUAUAGGCGUCUCCGGAAACUUCUGUUCAGAUAAGAAGCCAGCGGCAGUUAACUGGAUAGAAGGACGUGGAAAGUCGGUCGUCUGCGAGGCAGUCAUAAAGGAAGAGGUGUUGAAAAAGGUGCUCAUGACCACCGUUCCUGCCUUGGUGGAACUUAACAUGCUUAAGAACCUCACUGGCUCCGCUAUCGCUGCUGCUCUUGGCGGUUUCAACGCCCAUGCCAGCAAUAUUGUUUCUGCAGUUUACAUAGCUACUGGCCAGGAUCCUGCUCAGAAUGUGGAGAGCUCUCACUGCAUCACCAUGAUGGAAGCUGUCAACGAUAGCAAGGAUCUUCACAUCUCCGUCACUAUGCCUUCCAUUGAGGUUGGCACGGUGGGAGGUGGCACCCAUUUAGCAUCUCAGUCAGCUUGCCUCAACUUACUUGGGGUUAAAGGUGCCAGCAAAGAAUGCCCGGGCUCAAACUCAAGGCUCCUGGCCACCAUCGUAGCCGGUUCAGUCCUAGCUGGAGAGCUCUCACUCAUGUCUGCCCUUGCAGCUGGGCAGCUGGUGAAGAGCCACAUGAAAUACAACAGGUCCAGCAAAGAUAUCUCCGAGAUGGCUUCCCAACAACUGUCCCUAAGAUAGGCUCCGAACUAACCUUACAGAAGAAGAAUAAAAGACGAAAAUAAAAUUAAAAAAAAAAAGGAAAGUGUUGGUGCAUGGAGAGAAAAACAAAGAGCACAUGGAGGUGGGCCGCAUGCCGCAGGUGGCAAGAAAAAGCGUUGGCUACAAAUAUCCAUUAUUUUUCUUUUCUGAUUAGGCAUGUGCCUGAGGCUGGCCGGGUCUGUUUCCGAGGUGCAGAAAAAAAAAAAUACGAGAAGCAAAAAGAGCUGGUGUAAUGCAACUUGAGAAAUUACGAUGAGAGGCCUUCUACUGUUCUACGUCUUCUUCUGCAUGCACUCGCCACUUGUGUGUGCACCGUGGCCAAGGAAAAGCAAACACAAGAACCUUUCAAACUUAUUACUCUAUUCUUCUCCUUACCAACGCCCAUCCAGUAGCCUUCCGUUGAGUCAUGUUUGAAGUUUGUAGCCUUCUGCUGAGUCAUGUUUGAAGUUUACGAUAUGCAAUGUAUUGCAAGCUUUAAUAAGCUUUUCUGUUGUACUGUAGUAUAUAUGGAAGUGCUAGUUUUGUUUUA
Messenger RNA from Theobroma cacao (cacao), 2460 nucleotides. Its product is annotated as 3-hydroxy-3-methylglutaryl-coenzyme A reductase 1-like. Gene Ontology annotation, molecular function: protein binding; hydroxymethylglutaryl-CoA reductase (NADPH) activity. Lineage: Eukaryota; Viridiplantae; Streptophyta; Magnoliopsida; Malvales; Malvaceae. The record is from RefSeq and is a predicted model, not a curated record. Gene Ontology annotation, cellular component: endoplasmic reticulum membrane; peroxisomal membrane. Gene Ontology annotation, biological process: coenzyme A metabolic process; isoprenoid biosynthetic process; sterol biosynthetic process.